Molecule: messenger RNA, 1643 nt
Organism: Magallana angulata
Lineage: Eukaryota; Metazoa; Mollusca; Bivalvia; Ostreida; Ostreidae
Exons: 1
Coding region: 9-1643 (544 amino acids)
Source: RefSeq, a predicted model, not a curated record
UGUGCGAGAUGUGUACUAAUGUUGACCUGAAAAUCUAUGCCUUAUCACAGCUGGCAGCAAAAUUUAAAAGUAAUGUAAAAAUUGACAGCAAAUAUGAAGCAGUAGAAAAGACCCUGUGUGAAAGGGGCAAUGAGAAGUGGCACAAAAAAGAUUGCAUCCAGAGGGAAUGUGUUGCUUGUGGUACUGAUGGGGUUGUAUCUUUCUUUACUCCACUCAUGCGAGAAACAUCAAACCAAAAAAUUAAAUACAUUAAGUGGGAACGAAUGACCAAAGAAAAGAAUGGAAAACAAGUAACACAGAUCAUGCCAAAAACUUACGAAAAAAGUGCCACUGAGGUUGUUUUGGAUCUUGCUAAAGAGCUGGACAAACUAGCAGCCCAUUUAUUUGUUGCUGCUUGGCAACAAAAUCAGUUCUCGCAGCUUCUAAAGAGUGUGCCUUCCCACUGGGUCAUUCUUAACAUGGACUUCUCCGAGAAUUAUUCAUGUGUGAACCAAAACGAGGUCCAGAGUGCCCACUGGGGCCAUAACAAUAUAACGAUACACCCAGCUGUAUCUUAUUACAGAUGUCCAAAUGAAAACUGUAACGACACAAUACAGGAGUCUCUGAUAUUUGUGUCGGACGAUCUAGUACAUGAUGCGCAUGCAGUAGCAACAUUUGUUGCUAAAGCAAAUGAACAUUUGCAGAACAAAAGAGGAUUGAUAAUUGAAAAACAAAUUCAGUUUACUGAUGGAUGUUCUGCGCAGUAUAAAUCCAAAACUCCCUUUACAGAUAUUUCAUACAGCAAAGAGGACUAUGGGUUUGUGGUUGAAAGACACUUCUACGGUUCACGCCAUGGGAAAGGGCCCUCGGAUGGUGCCGGAGCAGUUGUAAAGUCAGGAGCAAGAAGAGCAGUAAUGGGCAUGAAUGUUGUUAUUAACAAUGCAGAGGAUCUUUAUAACUUUGGGAAGGAAAAGCUUGAAAGCACAGAAGAGAAAACUGACCAUUUACAUCACAAAAGGACUUUCUUCCUCAUUGAAAAUAUCGACAGAAACCGCCCAGACAGAAGCAAAACAAAGACUGUUCCUGGAACUCGAAAAUUGCAAUGUAUUAAGUCGACAGAAGAAAAGUAUUCUCUCCUGACAAGAAACCUGUCUUGUUUUUGUCAAGUAUGUGUAGAUAACACAGCAGAUGAAAUUCAGUGUGAAAAUUCUGAACUUGUGGAUCAGUGGACUUCUCAGGAAUUACACCAUACUGCUGUGGGAAAUGAUGUUCGUCAAACCAGAGGGAGGGGUAGAAAUGCAGGAACAAGAGGAGCAAGGGCUAGAAGGGGUGAUAGAGGUUUAAGAAAUAGAGGAGGAGGAAGGACAAGAGAGGAAGAUAGAGAUCUAAGAAUUGGAGAAGGAGGAAGAGGAGUAAGGACUAGAGGAGAAGAAAGAGGAGCAAGGACAAGAGGGGAAGAUAGAGAUCUAAGAAUUGGAGAAGGAGGAAGAGGAGUAAGGACUAGAGGAGAAGAAAGAGGAGCAAGGACAAGAGGGGAAGAUAGAGAUCUAAGAAUUGGAGAAGGAGGAAGAGGAGUAAGGACUAGAGGAGAAGAGAGAGGAGCAAGGACAAGAGGGGAAGAUAGAGAUCUAAGAAUUGGAGAAGGAGGAAGAGAAUAUAUAUAA